CAUCACAACAAUCCCAUCAUCGCAACAACAGCAUCCUUGGUCCAGCUUACAUCUUCUUCGCACCCUCCCAGACGCAAGUGUGAAGAUGGAUUCACGACAGACUUCUGUCCUUGGACAGAAUCACGACGAGAACUGCGCUACGGAUCACUCUGCCAUGAGCGGCGAUGGUCCAAAUUCACUUCCUGCACAAGCCUCUGAGAACGCGGAACAACCCUACAAGUUCGAGUUGCAAGCUCUUGUGACUUAUCUCCGAGACCGACAAGGCGGCCUUCGACGCUCCGACGCCGAAAGAAACGACUUCUUCCUUCCCGCCGAGCAAUUCAAACAAUUCGACGAGUUGGCAGAAGGCGGUGAAUUCUCAGGAACACGCGUGAGAUACGACUAUUCCUAUGCCACUGAAACUCUGACUUUGAUACUGCACGGGAUCAAACACGAAUUCAUCGUUGCGUAUCUCAAUUCAUGCUUGACGUCUUUCAUCGGCGGAGUCAAAGACAAGGCGGAACCCUCCAUGGCCAACUUUGCCGCGUCGCUCAGACCUACCCUCUCUGCAGCCCUUUACUAUCCGUUCAAGAACCCCAAGGGCAGGGACCAGCGUUCACCUGAUGUCAGCUUCAUAGAUGUAAAGAAUGCCGAGUACCCGGUUCUGGUUGGUGAAGUCGCAGUCUCGCAGACAACCAAAGAGCUACACAAACGUGCACAAGAAUACAUCGAGCAGACUCAGGGUCGGAUCCGAACUGUCAUCACAGUCGACGUUGACCAUCCAGUUGGCAAAGGAGCACGUCUCUUGGUUUGGAGGGCAAAGUUUGGUGGAGACGAGAAGUUUGAAGGGGUAGCCUGCGGUGAUGCCGUGGAAAUUCGAAACAAGGACGGUGUCAAGAACCCCGAUAGCCAAGCUGGACUUUUUCUAUCGCUUGAAGACUUUGGUUUCGUCCGAGGAACAGAUGGGGAGGAUACGGAUCUUCAAUCUGUCGCCGCCGUCAACGUGGCCAAUAUGGACGAUCUGUGCAAGGUAUUGGAAUACGCAGAGGAGGUGAACGAACUCCGCAGAGUCCGUAAAGACCUCAGGACAGGACGAAGCUAGAAUGGAAGCAAUCAUCUUCAUGUCUGCUCCUUUUGCAGAUCCGAGGGUCCAAGUGAUUGCAUGGUUGGGGCAUCGACCUGAUUGAUGUCGUCGAGAGCUGAGCUGAGCCAGGAAGUAAUGCCAUGGCAAGCUCUAGCAAACAUCGGCCACAAUUGUUUUUCAGCGCGCAGCACCUUUUCCCCCUACUGUACGUACGAGAUACAUAUCAUUGCUCAGACACACAAAAUCUUGCUUGACGUCGUCGGGCAAAUUGACCCCUUCGACAGCAGAAUUGCAAGGAACAAGAUACGAGCUAGAAAAUGAAAUGGCCCAGGUUAGGGUUUCCACACACACACA
Exophiala oligosperma is the source of this 1417-nucleotide messenger RNA. RefSeq lists its product as uncharacterized. Lineage: Eukaryota; Fungi; Ascomycota; Eurotiomycetes; Chaetothyriales; Herpotrichiellaceae. The record is from RefSeq and is a predicted model, not a curated record. Bases 86 to 1081 code for a protein of 331 amino acids. The transcript has 4 exons.